UAGUGUCCAACAAUAUUUAGCAAACAGAAAAAGUUAUCCAAAGAAAUGGCCACCCAAUUAACCCUCUUCUUUCCCUCCAAACCCAACAAAUAUCCACCCAUCUUCCCAAUUCCAAAAACCAAACUCUACCACCAUCAUCGUUACCAUUACAACUACAAAACCCAAAUUCCCAAAAUAUUCUUUUCCUCAUCAUCCUUCAGAAAUGGAAGCAAUACUCCACAACCAGAAACAGAGUGCCCUGUUCCACUAGAACAGCAACCCAUAAAUGAGUACCAAAACCUCUCCACCUCCUUCCCAUUCUCAUGGGCCUCAGGUGACAUUGCUCAAUACAGCUCCAGGUUGUUCAUCACAGGCACUUCUUUUGCUCUCUUUAUUGGCCUCCCUGUGGCCUGGCUUGGCACUGUGGGUCCAGAUUCUGAGCCAUUGAAGAGGGUUUUAUGUGCUUUUUCAAGUGGGGUUUUUGUGGUGACUCUCGCCGUUUUGAGAAUGUAUCUGGGUUGGGCUUAUGUGGGCAAUCGAUUGCUUAGUGCCACUAUUGAAUAUGAAGAGACAGGAUGGUAUGAUGGUCAGGUAUGGGUUAAAACUGCUGAAGUUUUGGCACGUGACAGGCUCCUUGGUUCAUUUUCUGUCAAACCUGUGCUGAGCAGAUUAAAGUUCACUCUUGUGAGUCUUGCUGCAUCACUGUUUGUAUGUGUUCUUCUCCUCAUUAACAUUGAUGGUGGCCAAAAGGUAGAAGCCAGUGGUAGAGUAAUACCUGGUGUUUACAAUGAUGAGUCUGCAAGAUCAUUUGAGCCAGACGCAUUUUGCGGUGAACCUGGUCUUCCAUAAUUCAUGAAGCAGCUUUCAGUUCUAUAGUAAUGUAUCUUAUUCAGUGUAAAGGCAGAAUCAUGUCAUUAUUUUCCUACCGUACAGUUUUUCAUAUGGAUUUUUUUUUUUUUUUUUUUUGGAUAUAGUUAGAAAUAUAUACUUUCAUAUGCUGCUGACCUUGCUGCUCAAACUCCUCUUUCACUAAACCCCUAAGCACUUCGUGCACGGGGGUACCAUAUCACCUACAAGGGCAGGUGGUAUCAAGUGUAACAUUUUAAGAGAGCCUAAUGUGUAAUUUUAAGAACUUUAUCAUUUGAAUUCACAUAGCUUGAAUGCAUCCUCUUGUAAA
Messenger RNA from Quercus lobata, 1156 nucleotides. RefSeq names its product YCF36, putative (DUF1230). The record is from RefSeq and is a predicted model, not a curated record. Lineage: Eukaryota; Viridiplantae; Streptophyta; Magnoliopsida; Fagales; Fagaceae. The coding region runs from base 46 to 828 and encodes 260 amino acids. The transcript is spliced from 4 exons.